CGCAUUCAUGAGGCGGGUCGGCGGCCGAACUAAACGGUUUCAUUGGACUCCGCUCUCUUUUAAGACCGUCUGUUCGUACUUGGUUGGUCCAUCGCCAGGAAGCAGUUGUUCCCGGCUGAAGCCGUCGUCGUCGCCCUCGGUGCUCUCCACUUUAUUCCCACCGCGGAGAGUGUGCGGCUCCGCUCACAGAGCAAUGCGAUGAUAAAAACCGCAUAUGCGGUAAGGCUACACACCUACCAGGCAGCGAAAUAUCCACGAAACAACCUCCGUCUGUUUUCUCCUCAUACCGCAGCCUUAUCAACUAACCACAUCGCAAUCUGAAGUGCCAGCAGUACCAUGUCCAGGCCUACGGGGGGCGUCGCCAACGAUGUCACCCGCUUCCUGUCGUCGGGCGUGGGGGCAAGCUCUCCCACCAGCAGCUCCCCGGUGUUCUCUGCCGCCAGCCAGGCCGACUGGGCUGCCAAGAGGCUGGUGUGGGUGCCGUCGGAGAAGCAUGGUUUCGAGUCGGCCAGCAUCAGGGAAGAGCGUGGCGAUGAGGUGGACGUGGAGCUCACAGACAGCCAGCGGAAGUUGACCCUGCACAGGGAGGAAGUGCAGCGGAUGAACCCGCCGCGCUUCAGUAAAGUGGAGGACAUGGCCGACCUGACCUGCCUCAACGAGGCCUCUGUGCUGCACAACCUCAGAGAAAGAUACUACUCUGGCCUGAUCUAUACAUAUUCAGGGCUGUUCUGUGUGGUGGUGAACCCCUACAAAAACCUGCCCAUCUACACAGAGUCCAUUGUGGAGAUGUAUCGGGGCAAAAAGAGGCAUGAGAUGCCCCCGCACAUCUACGCCAUAUCAGAGGCGGCCUAUCGCAGCAUGCUGCAAGACAGAGAAGAUCAGUCAAUCCUGUGCACAGGCGAAUCUGGAGCUGGGAAAACAGAGAACACCAAGAAAGUCAUCCAGUAUUUGGCUCACGUUGCCUCGUCUCAUAAAGGUGGCACUUUGGGUAGAAACAAGGAAGCUGUACAGAUAGAUGGGUCUCGGUCCCUAACGAGAGGCAGCACUCUGGUGAACAGGAGUUUACAAUAUGGUGAGCUGGAGAGACAGCUGCUGCAGGCCAACCCCAUACUGGAGGCCUUCGGAAACGCCAAGACUGUUAAGAAUGACAACUCCUCUAGAUUUGGUAAAUUCAUCCGCAUUAAUUUCGACGUGGCGGGAUACAUUGUCGGUGCCAACAUUGAAACCUACCUCCUUGAAAAGUCACGGGCUACUCGUCAGGCCAAGGAUGAGAGAACCUUUCAUAUAUUUUACCAGGUGUUAUGUGGAGCUUCUGAGGAAAUGAGAGCGGAUUUGCUCCUUGGAAGUGCAGAUGAAUAUCGUUUCCUAAGUGGAGGCUCCAUCCCUGUUCCUGGUCAGAGCGACUCAGAGAAUUUCACGCAGACCAUGGACUCUGUGGCAAUAAUGGGCUUCACCCCCGAGGAGUCAGUGUCCAUGCUGAAGGUGAUCUCUGCUGUGCUCCAGUUUGGAAACAUAUCCUUCAUGAAGGAGAAGAACCACGACCAGGCCUCUAUGCCCGACAACACGGCUGCUCAGAAGCUGUGCCAUCUGCUGGGCAUCAACGUGCUGGAGUUCACCCGUGCCAUUCUCACACCUAGGAUCAAAGUGGGGAGAGAAUACGUGCAAAAAGCUCAGACAAAAGAACAGGCUGACUUUGCCAUUGAGGCUUUGGCGAAGACAACAUAUGAACGUCUGUUCAGGUGGCUGGUCCACAGGAUUAACAGAGCCCUGGACCGCAGGCAGAGACAAGGAGCAUCCUUCAUUGGCAUCCUUGAUAUAGCUGGAUUUGAGAUCUUCCAGCUAAACUCUUUUGAGCAGCUUUGCAUCAACUACACCAACGAGAAGUUGCAGCAGCUCUUCAACCACACCAUGUUCAUCCUGGAGCAGGAGGAGUACCAGAGAGAGGGCAUCGAGUGGAACUUCAUUGACUUCGGCCUCGACCUACAACCCUGCAUUGACCUUAUUGAGAGACCUGCUCAGCCACCUGGUAUUCUGGCCCUGCUGGACGAAGAGUGCUGGUUCCCUCGGGCCACUGACCGCACAUUUGUGGAGAAGAUCAGUUCUGAACAAGGCAGCCAUUCAAAGUUCUACAAAUCAAAGCAGCCACGUGGAGAAGCUGACUUCUCCAUAAUCCACUACGCCGGAAAGGUGGACUACAAGGCAAAUGACUGGUUAGUGAAGAACAUGGAUCCUCUCAAUGACAACGUGGCGUCUCUUCUCCAUCAGUCGUCUGAUCAUUUCGUGUCUGAACUCUGGAAGGAGGAUAUUCAAACUCUUCCUCGUGUGUACUUCUUUGACUCCUAUGCCACUCUGCAGACUAAUGGCUCCGACAUUGACAGGAUUGUGAGUCUGGACCAGGUGUCAACAGGAGAGAGCAGCGGUCCGGUUCCGUUUGGAACGGCAGGGCUGAAGACAAAGAAAGGAAUGUUUCGGACUGUUGGUCAGCUCUACAAAGAGUCCCUCACGAAGCUGAUGGCUACGCUCAGGAACACCAACCCCAACUUCUUGCGAUGCAUUAUCCCCAACCACGAGAAGAGGGCUGGUAAACUGGCACCGAACCUUGUUUUAGACCAGCUGAGGUGUAACGGUGUUCUGGAGGGAAUCCGUAUCUGCAGACAGGGAUUCCCUAACCGCAUCCCAUUCCAGGAGUUCAGACAGAGAUACGAGAUUCUUACUCCCAAUGCUAUACCUCGCACCUUUAUGGAUGGAAAACAAGCAUCAGAGCUCAUGAUAAAUGCAUUGGAGCUGGAUCCCAACCUGUACAGGGUGGGUCAGAGUAAGGUCUUCUUCAGAGCCGGAGUCCUAGCUCAUCUGGAAGAAGAGAGAGACCUGAAGAUCACAGACACCAUCAUACGCUUCCAGAGCGCCUCCAGAGGUUUCCUAGCACGCAGGGCCUUUAUGAAGAAGCAGCAGCAGCUGAGUGCUCUGAGGGUAAUGCAGAGGAACUGUGCUGCUUACCUUAAACUCAGGAACUGGCAGUGGUGGCGACUGUUUACAAAGGUGAAGCCCUUGCUGCAGGUGACCCGGCAGGAUGAGGAGAUCCAGGCCAGAGAGACGGAACUCCACAAAGCCAAAGAGAACCUCACACGAGUGGAGCAGGAAUACUCUGAGCUGGACAGGAAGCACGCUCAGCUAAUAGAAGAAAAGGCUGUGCUGACCGACCAGCUGCAAGCGGAGGCAGAGCUGUUUGCAGAGGCGGAGGAGAUGCGGGCCCGGUUAGCCAGCCGAAAGCAGGAGCUGGAGGAGGUUCUGGGCGAGAUGGAGAGCCGACUGGUGGAGGAGGAGGAGAGAGGCGCACAGAUAGCCAAUGAGAAGAAGAGAAUGCAUCAGAAUAUACAGGACCUGGAGGAGCAGCUGGAGGAGGAGGAAAGUGCCAAACAGCGCCUGCUACUGGAAAAAGUUACCUUGGAGACCAAAGUGAAGAGUCUGGAGACAGACCUCCUGACUGCCGUGGAGCAGAGAGACCGACUCAGCAAGGAGAAAAAGCUGCUGGAGGAACAUCUGAAUGAGGUGACUGACCAGCUCACUGAGGAGGAGGAGAAGACUAAAAGCCUGAACAAACUUAAGAACAAGCAGGAGGCCGUCAUUGCUGAUCUCGAAGAACGUCUAAAACGUGAAGAGCAGGGUCGCUUGGAGCAGGAGAAGUGGAAGAGGAGGAUGGAGACCGACUCACUGGAGGCCCAGGAGCAGUUGUCAGACUUGGGCAUGCUGACCGCCGAGCUCAGAGGGACUCUGACACAGAAGGAAAAGGAGAUAACCACUUUGCAGGGCCGGUUGGAGGAAGAAGGUGCACGCCGCACUGAAGCUCAGAGAGCUCUGAGGGAGGCCUUGUCCCAAGUGUCUGAGCUGAAGGAGGAGGUGGAGAAUGAACGAGGGAUGAGGGAAAGGGCAGAGAAACAGAGGCGAGACCUGGGGGAGGAGCUGGAAGCUUUGAGAACUGAGCUGGAGGACACUCUGGACACCACGGCUGCACAGCAAGAGCUAAGAUCUCGGCGGGAGGCAGAGCUAAACGAGCUGCAGCGAUGUGUUGAAGACGAGACCCGUCGCCAUGAGGCCCAGCUGUCAGAGCUCAGAAUCAAACACAGCGCUGUCAUAGACAACCUCCAGGAGCAGCUGGACAACAGCAAGAGGGCACGUCAGUCCCUGGAGAAGGCCAAAGCCGUGCUGGAGGAGGAGAGGCAGAACUUGACAGAGGAAAUCAAGAACCUCCAGACGAGCCGUUCAGAGAGUGAGAGGGGCCGUAAGAGGGCCGAGGGUCAGCUGCAGGAGCUCAGCGCCCGCCUGGCUCAGGCCGACAGGGAGCGAGAGGACAGGGAGGAGCGGCUGCACAAGCUGCAGUGUGAGAUUGAAGGGCUGUCCGGCAAUGUGUCGGCCUCUGACUCCAAAUCUCUUCGGCUCGCUAAAGAAGUGACCAGCCUGGAGAGUCAGCUGCACGAUGCAAAGGAGCUGCUGCAAGAUGAGACCCGUCAGAAGAUGGCUUUGGCCUCCAGGGUGCGAGCUCUGGAGGAGGAGAAGAACGGACUGAUGGAAAGACUCGAGGAAGAGGAAGAAAGAGCCAAAGAGCUGAGCCGCCAGAUACAAACACACACCCAACAGCUUGCAGAGCUCCGUAAGCAGUCUGAGGAGGUGAGCACUGCUGUGGAAGCUGGAGAGGAGACACGCAGGAAGCUCCAACGAGAGCUGGAUAGCGCACUCCAAAAAGAGCGACAGAAGGAGGAGGAGAAGGAGCGAGUUGAGAGGCAAAGGGAGCGCCUGAGGGAGGAACUGGAAGACAUGACCAUCGGUCUGCAGAGAGAAAGGCAGAACUGCACAGCCCUCGAAAAGAGGCAGAAGAAAUUUGACCAGUGCCUGGCAGAGGAGAAGGCAGUGAGCGCUCGCCUGGCAGAAGAGAGGGACAGAGCAGAAGCAGACAGCCGAGAGAAGGAAACAAAAUGUCUCUUCCUCUCCCGAUCUCUGCAGGAGGUGCAGGACCAAAGAGACGAGCUGGAGAGGGCCAACAAGCAGCUCCGCCUGGAGAUGGAGCAGCUCGUAAACCAACAGGAUGACGUCGGCAAAAACGUUCAUGAGCUCGAGCGGACUAAGAGAAGUUUGGAAACAGAAGUUCAGAACCUACGAACUCAGACACAGGAUCUGGAGGAGGAGCUGAACGAGGCAGAGAACUUGAGGCUGAGACUGGAGGUCAACCUGCAGGCACUUAAGGCUCAGUUUGAAAGGGAGAUAAGCAACAACGAGGAGAAGGGAGAGGAGAAGAGGAGGGCGCUCAGCAAGCAGGUAAAAGAACUGGAGAUCCACUUGGAAGAAGAGAGGACUCAGCGCUCUCAGGCUGUGUCGGCCAAGAAGCAGCUGGAGGCUGAGCUGCAAGAAGCCGAGGCCCAAUUGGAGGCAGCCAGUCGUGGCAAAGAGGAUUCUGUCAAGCAGCUCCGCAGGCUCCAGGGCCAAAUGAAGGAGAUUCUUCGCGAGCUAGAUGAGACCAAGUUAUCUCGAGAUGAGGUGAUAACACAGUCGAAAGAGAGUGAGAAGAAAAUACAAACACUGGAAGCAGAGGUGCUGCAUCUCACAGAGGAGCUGUCUGUAUCAGACAGACAAAAGAGACAGGCGCAGCAGGAGAGAGAUGAGAUGUCUGAAGAGAUGGUCAACAGCAGCUCUGGAAAGAACGUGCUGUUUGACGAAAAGAGGAGAUUAGAUGCUCGAGUCAGUCAGCUGGAAGAGGAGCUGGAAGAGGAGCAGACAAACGCUGAACUGCUGGCAGAAAGGCAAAGGAAGACAGCUCUGCAGGUAGAGACUCUGACUGUGCAGCUUCAGGGGGAGAGGACUCUGGCCCAGAAGGCUGAGGUGUCCCGAGAGCAGCUGGAGAGGCAGAACAAGGAGCUGAAGACCCGUCUGGAGGAGCUGGAGGGAGCAGUGAGGGGUAAACACAAGCUCAGCGUCGCCGCCUUGGAGGCAAAGAUCGAGUCUAUGGAGGAGCAGCUGGAACAAGAGAGACAGGAGAGAGCCAUUGCCAACAAACUGGCGCGGAAGACGGAGAAGAAGCUAAAGGAGGCGAUGAUGCAAUCAGAGGACGAGAGGAGACAUGCAGACCAGUACAGAGAACAGCUGGAUAAGUCAAUGGUUCGACUGAAGCAGCUGAAGAGGCAGCUGGAGGAGGUAGAGGAGGAGAACUCUCGCUCCAACGCUCAAAAGAGGAAGCUGCAGAGGGAACUGGAGGAGCUCAGCGACAGCAGUCAGACCAUGACGCGGGAGAUCUCCUCGCUCCGCACCCAGCUCAGGCGUGCUCCUUUGCCGCUGUCGAUGCGAGGACGUCGAGCGUUGGUGGACGACCUCUCGCUAGAGAACUCCGACUCGGAGGAGCUCCCUGCUUCCCCGACCCCCACCUCCGGACUCCCACAGAGCCUGACUCCCUUCUCAGAGCAAAGCCUGGACCCACCUCCACCAUACAGCGUCAAUAACACGGAGUGACGCACACCGUGACUCAGACGCAGCCUCGAACACUCAGGGGUGGAGGAGUGGCGCGCACAUAACAGCUCUAGUUUUAAAUUAAGGUCAUACAGGACAGAUGCAAAUAGGUGCUAUAACGAUGUGUUGAUUCUCUGAUUUCUUUCUCAGCUAAUUCAGAAAACAUGAAAAUUGAUUUGUUUUUUUAAUGUAAGAUAACUCAGACUGGCAAUUUCUAUAUUACACUUCACUAAUGCUAACUAAGAAAGUGAAAAACUCCAGAUUUUAAAGUGAAAAUAAGUUAUUAUCUGAUAUUUCAUAGUAGUUUCAGUACAUAGAGAGCAGACUAAAUUAAGGUGGUCAUGUCUUUUCCAUGAGAAGGUGUUUCCAAGCCAUGUGGGGAUUGAAUAUAUGGACCUGAUCUGACAAAGUGCUGCUCAAACUGAAAAACAACUUUCUAGUGUGACGCAACAUAGCCAUCAAGAAAAAGAUAAACCACUUUUAAAGACCUAAAAAGGUUAGAAAAUUAUAUGGUCCACAACGAUUUGAUCAAACAAAAGUAAUCCACAAAAAAAGUAGGAUGCAUCCGAGUUUUCAUAUCAUCAGGCAUGAUUAGGGUGAUUCUGCUCUUUAGAUUAGAAAGUGUGUGUGGGACAUAGCAGAGGGUCUGGAAUAGUUUCUUUAACUUAAGUCUUAACCUAUUGCUUCAGAAACAUCCGCAAUUUAUAUCUAACAUGGAUUUAUGCUGCUUGGGGCUCAGUCUUGUGUGAGUCUGGUUGUUUCUACGCCUCCAGGAUCCCAGAGGUACAUUUGCAUGGGAGAUUAGAAAAAACUGAAAACUGAACCAGAAACACCAUGUGAAGAACCAUGUUAAAUCAUCUUUUUAUUUUUAUCCGAAGCGGCACAUUUGUUUUCUUGCGCUGACUUUUUUUUGUGACACAGUACUUCUGAUUUGACUGCACUGAUGACGAGCUGUGUAAAGUAUCGAUUGAAGCAAAGCUUUUUGUGUUUAACCAAACGGUGGGCGUAUGGAUGAGAAAAGGGACUUUGGUUUGUAGUAAACGUAGAGUAGCAUCAGAACAAAGUAGAUGAGCGCAGCAUGGUCCGGGGGGAGGGGGCAGCUUGUUGGGUUUUGUAUAAUGAAUAAACGAAGUCUCUGCUCACUGCUAGGUUAACCGUAGAGUUUUCAUAUGCUAGUAGUGUUAGGUUUAAAGAAAAUCACAACGGUGGGACUGAUGGGUGGAUUUUUAUUAAGCUGUUUUUUUACUUUAGCUACUGAGAUCAAAAUGACAUCUCUGUGGGUUGAUGGCCCUGCUGUGAAACAUAGUUUGAAACUCCUCAGAUUGUUUCCAUGUAUUUUUUUUUAACUAAACGAGGGUCUUCUUUAUUUUGACCUUGUACUGCACUGAUAGAGGUUUCAGCCUGUAACCCAUAUGUGAAACGAGCUGAUUUGCUAACUGGUAGAUUCCCCUGUAAGGAUAGUUAGACUUUAAUGGGAUAAAAUUGUAUCUGGGUCAGUUUGCCUCUUUGCCAGUACGUACCCUCAUGUUGUUCCUCGCUUGUUGACGUUAAAUACACAUCUGUAGUGCCCUGAACAAAAAUUUGCUCCCUUACAGAUUUCUUCUUGUUUUUGCUUUUUUGUCCCACUUUAAUAUCGCUGAUCAUCAAACUAAUGUUUAUGUCAAAUUAACCCUAUUAAAUAAAAUAGCAGUUUACAAAUUACUACAUUAAAUAAAUGAAAAAAGCCUUAAACACCAACCUAGCCCUGCAUGACAAAACAAUUAUCCCCCUUUUAGAGCUGCACUCUAUAUUGGAUGGUGGUAUCAUUGUGUGCAAUACUGCUAUCGCAAAGGACUGCAUACAUGCAACAUUUAUCAGGAUGUGAUAUUUCAUUUCUCGUGCAUUUAUGAUGUGCAUUUAGAUCAUAUAUUUGGCCAGUUGGAUGGACUUGGUGGUUGACUCCUGAUUUAAAGAGGUGAGCACAUUGUGCAAUGAUAAAGAAAAACAAUUCUGGACAUGAAUCAGUUUAAUUGACCUUGUUUUCCCAAUUUUCAGCAGUGGAAUUGCAAUUAAAUCUUUGUCCUGAAAUUGUGCUGCUCUAUCCCACUUUUUAAGUCUUGGAAGUAAGUUUAAUUAACCAUCUUUUUUGGGAAACAGAGAUUUUCCACUUUCCACACUGAGGCCUGAUUAGUGCUAGAUCUGUAAAAUCAAGAAAUCUCUUAAAUAGAACCCAUCAGGGGCGUUUUGCGGUGUACCAGUAAAGCAGGCGCCCCAUAUAAAGAGGCUAAAGUCCUCGGCGCAGCCGUCUUGGGUCCCAUUCCUGACCUUGAGACCUUUGCUGCAUGUCUUUCCUCCCCCCCUUCUCUCUUGGUCCAUUUUCUGUCUAAUAACUGUCUAAUAAAGGCCACUAGUGCCAAAAAAACAGAACCCAUCAGACAACACGAAGUGUGCUAAAAGAUCCCAAAAAGCAUCUGUAAGGGAGCAAAUACUUUUGCACUGAACAUAACCAUUGUGUAUCAGUGUAUUUAUUUUGAGAGUCAGAUAUUUUGAUGAAUUAAGUAGAAAAAAUAAUAAUAAACAUGGUGAACUGUUAAAUAUAAUUUAAUGAAGGCUCUGUUUCACGCCAUAUUUUCGUUUAAUUUGACUGUGAUUCCUGAUUCAAAACGUAUGGAGUGGUGAAGAAGCAAACUGACCAGCACUUAGAAAAAAAGGCAGAAGACUGAAAGUUGCAAUUUAAAACACAAUAUCCACGCUAAAUCUGGUUAAAAAGUAAACCAUAAAACCAAAAACCUGUAGACUUAUUGACAGGUUGCGAAUCAAAUGGAUGUUUUGGCCAGACGCAGUACAAAUAGAAAGUAUUAAUUUCCUGCUUAGCUCAGUGGGAACCAAUGAAAACUAAAGAUUGUGUUGCUGAAUGUUUACUCUUUUUUAGUUAAAUGACCAAUGUUUACCACUGAGAAAUCACAUGGCCUCUGCAGCAGUUUUUGGUAAUCAGGGUUGCUUCUCUUUAUUCUGUUGAGCAGGUGCAUGUAUUUCCAUAUUUUCACCCUGAUUCCCAGCAACAGGUAAAGUGGAAAUAAACUACUGAUUACAUGUGCAUAACAGCGCCUGCAAUUUUAAUUUCUCUUUUUUAAACGUGUAGAUCUUUACUUUAGCAAAAUGAAAGCUGUUAUUUUGUGUAAAAGCUGCACUUUACACACUACCAGUUGAGAUAAAAAUCAGCCCGGCACCAUCAGUUUUUCUGAUCUGCUCCGUUGGGCUGUUUGUCUCAAAAAAAAAGCCAACUAAGCGUGAAGCCAAACGAGCUGAGAUCACGUGUCACAGUGAUACAGUCUCUUUGAACGUCUGUUAUAACCUAAACGUCUCAUGUUAACCGGCCAGAGCGCGGAGACUUUGUUCAGACAGACCAAAAACCCAUGACGCAACGAUUGAAACGCUAAAAUGAGAUGAGUCCUGGUCAUGUAGCAAGAAAUGAGGCCGGAGCUUCUCUGAGGUGUUUCUGUUUUUCUGAGUGUUUGUUUAUGGCUACUGUGGAACAUUUUGGAAAUAUGUUUUUAUUGUUUUAGACCUUUUUUUUUGUUAAUGAUAUUGUAAUUAUUAAACAUCUGACUGGGGUUGACUUUAUUACAUGUGAACGUUUAUGAUC
This is a messenger RNA of Girardinichthys multiradiatus, 10117 nucleotides long. It is a transcript of the gene myh14, whose product is annotated as myosin, heavy chain 14, non-muscle. Lineage: Eukaryota; Metazoa; Chordata; Actinopteri; Cyprinodontiformes; Goodeidae. The transcript has 45 exons. Gene Ontology annotation, molecular function: ATP binding; cytoskeletal motor activity; actin filament binding. The record is from RefSeq and is a predicted model, not a curated record. Bases 337 to 6495 code for a protein of 2052 amino acids. Gene Ontology annotation, cellular component: myosin complex.